AUGAAAAAUAUACCUAGUGAUUCUGAAUCCAUUGAUGGAUUGUGUGAUUCUGAGGAUGAAGAUGUUGAUAUUUCUGAUGCUGAGACUAGAAUAAAUCACGAUGUGGAGCUUUCAGAAGAAAGUGACGUUGGAAUGGAUAGUGUUGAUGACAGUGACAAUGAAUCAAAUGAAAUUCUUACAGUACGAUUAGCAAAUUUAGAUGGAAUUUUGGAAAAAAAGUCAAGAUCAAAAGAUGACACCCCUUUCACUAAAAAUUCUGGUCCAAAUAUUCCGGAUUCAGCCAAAACUCCGUUGGAUAUUUUUUUGUGUUUAUUUCCUAAUGAACUUAUAGAGUUGAUUGUUCAUCAAACUAAUCUUUAUAGUGCUCAAAUAGAGAAGAAGCCGUUCAAUGUUGUCACAAAAGAUGAAAUAUUGAAAUUCUUAGGUUUGAACAUUUUUAUGGGUGUAAAGAAACUGCCAUCCUAUCGUGAUUUUUGGUCAAGAAAUGAACUGCUCCAUGACACAUAUGUCUCAAACGUAAUGACUGUCAUCCGCUUUGGAUACUUAUUAUCUCAUUUUCACCUAAACGACAAUUCAAAUGAACCAAAGAAGGGGCAGCCAGGAUUUGAUAAGUUAUAUAAAAUCAGACCUUUACUCGAUAAACUAUCUGAAACUUUCAAAACCUGCUCAGUACCAAACAAACCAAAUCAGUACCAAUCAAUCGACGAAAGUAUGAUUCGCUUCAAAGGAAGGAGUUCAUUGAAACAAUACAUGCCGAUGAAGCCCAUAAAACGUGGAUAUAAGGUUUGGGUACAUGCAGAUGAAAGUGUUUUUGUGUGCGAGUUUCAGGUUUACGUAGGAAAAUCAGAUAAUAAUCAGUCGGAGAAGUCAUUAAGAUCAAGGGUGGUGAAAGAUCUAACUCGAACAAUUGUCGGAGAUAAUCACCGAGUAUUCUUCGAUAAUUUUUUUACCAGUACUGAACUUAUGAUUUCCUUGAAGACUGAAAAUAUUAUGGCAUGUGGAACUGUAAGGAGCAACAGAGUCGGUUUACCCAAGACACAAAAGAAAGAUAAGGAUAUGGUAAGAGGUGAGCAUGAAUUUCGUAGUUCGUACAAGGGUCUUGCGUGGCUAAAAUGGAAAGACAAUCGAGUAGUGUCACUUCUAUCGAAUUUUCAUGAUCCUUCAGUUACGAUAGAUGUCAAUCGAUGA
Molecule: messenger RNA, 1188 nt
Organism: Cyphomyrmex costatus
Lineage: Eukaryota; Metazoa; Arthropoda; Insecta; Hymenoptera; Formicidae
Product: piggyBac transposable element-derived protein 3-like
Exons: 1
Coding region: 1-1188 (395 amino acids)
Source: RefSeq, a predicted model, not a curated record